This is a messenger RNA of Bemisia tabaci, 3702 nucleotides long. It is a transcript of the gene NTPase, whose product is annotated as ectonucleoside triphosphate diphosphohydrolase NTPase. Lineage: Eukaryota; Metazoa; Arthropoda; Insecta; Hemiptera; Aleyrodidae. The record is from RefSeq and is a predicted model, not a curated record. Gene Ontology annotation, molecular function: hydrolase activity.
UUACAUUGCUUAUCAGUGUACUUAUUCGCAGAGUUUUAGUCCCUAGUUUAUCAGUUGUCCUAUUUUUUAUCCUUUCUGCUGUAGUUUGAAUGCAUUAUAAUAUUUCGGUCUCACAGUGAAUGAGCGAACUCAAUGAAAAAAUUCCGUGUGUAUCAGAGAAUGGAGGAGGUGAUGAAUCCCAAUCUAAAGACAGUAUGAUACCAAAGAGAAAGAAAAAACUUUGCAGUCGCACGCAAACCUGUUUUCUUUAUAUUAUUCUUGCAUUUGUUUGCUCCAGUUUUUAUUAUUACCAAAUAUUCAAGCCGUCUCCGCAAACAAACUUUUUUGACUCCUUAGCUUUUAAAGUAGGUCUUCAUGUGGAUCAGUAUGCUGUGAUAAUCGAUGCUGGAAGCACUGGUUCAAGAUUAUUAGCCCUAGAAUUUCGUAAAUCCCUCUAUGAUGGGAAUAUAAAAAUAGAGAGGGAGCUGUUUUUGCAAGGAGCACCCAGUCUAUCAAGCUUCCAAGAUAGCCCAAAAGGAGCUGCAGAUUCCAUAACCAAGCUAGUCAAUCAAGCCCUGGAUUUUGUUCCGGAAAGAAAAUGGACAGAAACGCCAAUUGCAUUGCGGGCCACAGCAGGUUUGCGACUCUUACCACUGGAAAAAUCUUCAGCUCUCCUGCAAGAGGUGGCCGUCGCCCUGAAGGAUUGCCCAUUCUUGUCAACAAGCAACUCCGUAGCAAUAAUGGAUGGCCGAGAUGAAGGUCUAUUUUCUUGGUUCACUGUCAAUUUUUUGAUGGGUAAGCUUGGUGGAUCCGUUGAAGACACGGUUGGCGCAUUAGAUUUGGGUGGAGGCUCCACUCAGAUCACUUUUGCCCCCCUUGAUGACUCCAGAAUCAAGAGAGACUCACCACAAUAUCUUCACAGUGUUAAAUUAAUGCAGCAGGAAGUAAACAUAUACACUCACAGUUAUCUAGGCCUUGGACUAAUGGCAGCGAGGCAAGAGAUUCUGACUUAUGACAGCAGUCCAGAAUCAACCAGUAUUUUUAGCAAAUGUGUGAAUCCAGUCAUCAAAGAUAAGAAAUGGAAGUAUGGCAAUGUCGAAUAUUUAGUCAGUGGCUAUUAUAAUGCAAAAGCUUCAGUAAACUACUCAGAGUGUCAUGCAAUUGUGCAAAAAGUUGUGUCCAAGUACAAAGUUGACAAACCAUUAGAACUGCUGCAGCAUGAUAUUGUUGCAUUUUCGUAUUAUUUUGAUCGAGCCACUGAAGUAGGUCUUGUAGAUCCAUACCAAGGUGGCACAAUAAAGUUAACUGACUACUUCAAGAGCGCCCUUGAAGCUUGCAAAUUUCCAAAUGCAGAACAGCCCUUCAUGUGCCUUGAUCUAACAUACAUUUCUGUUCUUCUGCAUGAUGGUUUUGGACUAGACACAUCAAGAUCAAUACGACUGAUUAAGAAAAUUGACGACCAUGAAAUCAGUUGGGCUUUGGGAGCUGCGUUCCACAUACUGAGAACAGGCUUGUGAGCAUUGACAUGGAUCUUCCGUAACAGUAUUAGCGAUAAAAAUUUAUUUUUUUACUGUAAGGUUAAAAUGGUGCUGUUGUGUGUUUCUUUUUUCCAAGUUGUAAGAGAAUGCUGUUGUUACACCUUCAGAGUUAGGUAAUCCAGCUCUUUUUUUUGUAGCUUACGUUGAACAAUGUUUGCAGCUGUCCAACUUUCUUGUAUUUUGCUUGUAGGUCUGUUAAAAUUCAAACACCGAAGAAUUUCAGGAGGUAGUGGCUGGCUGGUUCAGGUUUGAGUGCCUUUGCUAUUGAGAUACAAUCCAUUCAGCGAUUUCCAGGAGGACAAGAAUGAAAAUUUCUUGUUUUGAAAACCUGACCGGUUGCAGAAUCAUUUGAGAACAACGCACAACUUGCUGAGUCCAAUAGUUUCAAUGAUUUUUUGCUGGCUUUUACUUGCCGUUUCAGUCUUUUGGUAAAAAUUUUAAACUAACGACCACCUCCUUGAAGUUUCCUGUAGGUGUUCAGAAGGAUGCUAAUAGAAUUUAGUGACAAAUUGAAGCAUUCUUGGCAAAUAAUCUUUUUUAUCCUCUUUAAGGCAAGGCAAGGAAUAAAUUAUGUUAAUGUAAGGAGGAAAAAAAUGGUAUUAACAUUGCCAUGCGAAACAUGAAGCAUAGUGUGUUCACCAGGGAUUGGAAAAGAGUCGAAAUCUCUGCCCCUCCCCCCAGUUAAAUCAGUUUUACUGAUCUUGUUUGAUGAAGUAAUUAUAAGCAAGACUUCACAGCCCCUGUGAGGAACGUUCUCUCACUCUUUCAUCUCAUUCCAAGUCUUGUUCAAGGAAAAGUAAUUGAGCUGUUUCCAAGCUCUCAUUAUUUUUUACCUUAAUUCUGUGGAAUCUUUACAAUUUUUUCUGGUCCCUUUGCAUCCAAGAAUCCAAAAGUAUUGAUAUUUCCUUUAAGUCUUCAUUGUACAAAAGAGAUCUCAAAACCAUAAAUCAAUCAGUCUAUUAGCCUGAGUGUCCAAUAUCAUCAGCCAACUAGGUUUGUGGAUGUUCUAAAUUUUCUUCUCGAAAAUGUUGUGAGAGCGUCAGGUCACAUGCGAUCCAUAACGUUUAAGUUAUGAGAGUGGAAUCCAUGUAGUGGCCUUCACUUCAAUGCUUGUAGGAAUUUGGUAUCAUGCUUUCUCUUUUCAAACUUCAAUGUCACCAUCUCCCUCAAUGUUUUACCUUCUUAAGUUUUUUGUCUCAUGGGUCAUUCUCAGAUUUUACUGAGCCGGUGUUGAAGAAUUUUCCUACAAAUAUUUAAGAAACAUAUUGCAGGGAUUCAUAUUAAACCCUCAGCCUGAUUCCUUAGAAAUUCGUAGGAUCAUAAGUCCUGAUCCGAUAGGAUGAAAAUUAUGUGACAUGUUUGCUAUUUUUUCUUUAGAGUUCUUAUUAAUAUUUUUUUACCAACAAAAUAAGGUAUGUUGCAAACUUAUGUCAUUCUUAUACAUACUUGUCAUAUUCCUGAAAUCAGGCCAGAGAGAAUAGCUGGUAAAUGGGCAGUUAAAGCUCUUUGAAAUAGUUUCGCGAAUUUUGCACUAUCAUUAUUUUUGAAGAUGUCAAAUUAAUCAUUUACUAGUAAGAAAGGUGCAUGGAAAACCACAUCUCUUCAGUAUGGAUAGCACCUCUAUGUAAUAUAAGAUUUUCAUUGACUACCCUUUUAACAGUGAACUCCGUGAUCGUAUCAGUCAUUGAUAUCUCGAUUGGAUAGGAAAAUCUGAACAACAUAACAGACCAACUUUUAUUGGCUACGAUUAUCUGCAAGUUGCAAAACCUAACCCCUAAAAUUGAGUUUUGGAGAAAUCAUUCUAAACUCAAGCUGCACGUAAGGUUAACUUUUUUACUGUAGGUUGUAGUCACCCUCAGUGCCCUAAGAGUGCGAACUAUUGAUCAGAGAUUGAAUAACAAGUCAACAUUCUUGCCUCAACUUGCGGUCUGCCACAAAUCUGCCAAAAAAUUCAGACCCAUAAUGUCUGUGAUUGAGUUUCAUUUCUUUGUUUUGCAUUAAAUGACAUUUACCAUUCUUGGCGUUGUAAAGUUCUUUCAUUUUGUCCAAGCCGAUUAGUGAACCCUGGGGUCAUAAUGAAAAGGGUUCAUGUUGUUAAGGAACAUUUGAAGUUAGUUUUACUAAAGAUUAUAAGGACUGUGAUGAAAUCAAAUCGAUGGAAGUCAGUAUAUUCAAGAUUGUAAAA